Messenger RNA from Rhineura floridana, 1135 nucleotides. It is a transcript of the gene RPE, whose product is annotated as ribulose-5-phosphate-3-epimerase. Gene Ontology annotation, biological process: pentose-phosphate shunt, non-oxidative branch; pentose-phosphate shunt; carbohydrate metabolic process. The coding region runs from base 90 to 776 and encodes 228 amino acids. NCBI's taxonomy places the organism in Eukaryota, Metazoa, Chordata, Lepidosauria, Squamata, Rhineuridae. The record is from RefSeq and is a predicted model, not a curated record. The transcript is spliced from 6 exons. Gene Ontology annotation, molecular function: metal ion binding; D-ribulose-phosphate 3-epimerase activity. Gene Ontology annotation, cellular component: cytosol.
GCGCCGGCCCCUUCCGGCUCGAGAGAAGACGGGGAAGCGGAAGGCUGCCUAGCGACGGAGAUCGUUCGGCCAGUCUGUCAAAGUCAGCCAUGGCGUCUGGGUGCCGGAUAGGUCCGUCCAUCCUCAACAGCGACCUGGCUGCGCUGGGUGCCGAAUGCAGCCGCAUGAUGGACUGUGGGGCAGAUUACCUGCACCUGGAUGUAAUGGACGGGCAUUUUGUCCCAAACAUCACUUUUGGCCAUCCUGUUGUAGAGAGCCUUCGGAAGCAGCUGGGUCAGCAACCCUUCUUUGAUAUGCACAUGAUGGUUGCUAAGCCAGAACAAUGGGUGAAGCCCAUGGCUGUAGCAGGUGCAAAUCAGUACACCUUUCACAUAGAAGCUACGGACAAUCCAGGGGCACUCAUUAAAGAUAUAAGAGAAAAUGGGAUGAAGGUUGGUUUGGCUAUUAAGCCAGGAACUACAGUAGAAUAUUUAGCACCAUGGGCCAGUCAGAUUGAUAUGGCCUUAGUUAUGACAGUGGAACCGGGAUUUGGUGGACAGAAGUUCAUGGAAGAUAUGAUGCCAAAGGUUCAUUGGCUGAGAACACAGUUUGCUUCCUUGGAUAUUGAAGUGGAUGGUGGGGUAGGGCCAGAUACCAUUCAUAAAUGUGCAGAGGCUGGAGCAAAUAUGAUUGUGUCUGGGAGUGCUAUAAUGAAGAGUGAUGAUCCCAGAGCUGUGAUUAACCUCCUGAGGAAUGUGUGUUGUGAAGCAGCUCAAAAGCGCUCUCUCGACCGGUGAAAUCGAGAUAUGACCAAAGGAGAUGCAUGCCACUUUCAUGUAUAUGUGUGGGUGGGAUAUUGUGGAAUUACGGUGCUGCUAAAGCAAGACUGCAGUACUAAAGAUUUAUUACGGUGCUGCAGAAAAGAGCAGCACAAAAUAAAAUUGUCUUGCCCGUUUGAAAGUAUAUUGGUCCAGUACUAUCCCUAGACUUCAGAAAACAAUUUUGUAAUACAUGCUACAAAAUCUGGGUGCGUCUUGCUUGAGGAUUGUAUGUAGCAGCCUGCAACCUAAGACAAAUUUAUUUUGUUCCACAUUACAAAUUUGUUCAUUCCUUAACAUCUUAAAUGCUUGAAAAUAAACACUUGAGAUGACUGAAA